This is a messenger RNA of Aquila chrysaetos chrysaetos, 4873 nucleotides long. RefSeq names its product zinc finger C2HC-type containing 1C (gene ZC2HC1C). NCBI's taxonomy places the organism in Eukaryota, Metazoa, Chordata, Aves, Accipitriformes, Accipitridae. The record is from RefSeq and is a predicted model, not a curated record.
AUAGAGGUGGGGUCCUCCAGAGAGCGGAGUGGAAGGGGAGCGUGGCGGAGCAACCAUCGAGAGGCCGCUCACCGGCGAGAGCGGCGCAGGAACUGGCCUUCGCGUGCCUGUCUCCAGGCAACAGCCGUCAACACGGCGGCCCGGGCGGCGGCGGGCGCGGGCGGCGGGCAGAGCUCCGCGCUGCCCCGGGGCGAGGGCGGAGGGCAGCAGCAGCAGCAGCAGCAGCAGGAGGAGGAGGAGGAGGUGCCGGGUCUCUCGGGCGAUGGGAGACCGAUAAGCGAAACGGGUGGCGACGCAGCUUGCCGAGGAGGCCGGGCAGAGCGCCGGCCGCAGCCCCGCAGGCACUGAAUGGCUUUGUUUCCACCGGUGGAUUCUGUGGUGGCAGCUGCUAAGCUUGUUCCCAGUUCCCAGCUGGAACACCAGAAGAACAACUAUCAGCAUGAACUCAUACCUGACAAAGAGGAAGGUUUAAAGGAUCUCUAUGCCCGAAAGAGCCGAAGCUAUUCAUAUUCUCUUUCUGCAGAAAGCAGUCAACACGGCUCCAGGCACAGAGACUUCUGUUCAGCUGGACUGCAGAGCAAGUAUUUCACCAGCCAGACCAAGACUCUGCCAGCUAAAUCAGUAGCCAUACAGAAAGAAGGAGUGGAUCGUGCCCAUCCCCUGAAACCAAUCCUUCACCACAAGGGUGUGAGUGUUCCAGUGGUCAAAACAGCACAGCCCAAAAGUUCCCCAUACAUGGAGGAAGGUCCAAAUAGUAGGCCUAGCUCAAUGAGCAAAGGGAAGCCUCCAGCAGGGAGGUCUCAGCUAGCUGCAGUGCUCUCUCCUUGGACAGCAGAGCCUAAACAGUCAGCCUCCCAUCUAUACAGGAGAGAGCUGGCCUACAUCCUCAAGUUGGAGGCAGAUGGACGGAACCUGGAAGAGGAAAUUCGAAAGAAAGAGGCCCUCCUGAGAGAGAAGCUGAGGAGAACGAAGGAGGAGCUUCGGAGGAUUCAAAGAGAGAAGGAGCUUGUUGAGACAGAGGAGAGAAGAGACAAAGUGGAGAAGACCCAUGAGGGAAAAGCCGCAAGGCACCCUGAAGAGAAAAUGUUCAGAGUUGCAGUCAGGCCAGGUGAUGGGGUCUUUGGCGGGGUGCAGUCUGCAGAGGCCACUGUUCCCAAGCCUGGCACCACUCUCUACCCCCAAGAGCUGGCUAUGGGGAAACUUAAGAAGGAGCGGUUGGUGGCCAGCAACAGCAAAAUUCGAGACCACAAGCCCAUGGAGCGUUUAGCAUCUUGUUCAAAGCUGGCCCUAAAAUGCAGCCCUUCUCCCUCUGCCCUCUCAGACCGAGAGUCUGGUGACCACCUGUCUGCAGAGGUGCUGUACAUGCAGGCUGCCAGUGCUGUGGAGCAGGGGGGGCUCGGACAGUGCAGCUUCUGCGGACGUAAGUUUCUCAGCACCAGGCUUGAGAAGCACACAAGUAUCUGCAGCAAGAGCCAAGGCUCCAAGAGGAAAGCAUUUGACUCCAGCAAGGCCAGAGCUAGGGGCACAGAACUGGAAGAGUAUCAGCAGUGGAAAAGCUCAGAGAGGCCUCAGAAUACGCCACCCAGAAGGAACAACUGGAGACAGAAGCACGAGGUUUUCAUCCAGACCCUGCGCCAGGCCCGCCAGGUGCAGCAAGUCCUCUCCAAAGGAGGAAAGGUGUCCGACCUGCCCCCAUUGCCUCCCAUUGAAAACCCAGAUUAUGUUGCCUGUCCUUACUGCAGGCGCCAAUUUGCUCCCCAAGCAGCUGAGAGACACAUUCCCAAAUGCAAAACUGUCAAAAAUAGACCCCCACCCCCACCUCAGAGGAGGCGCUGCUGAGGUGUCCAACUGUACCUGCUGCUGCGAUUCCCUGCCCAUUUUCUGCCAGGUUUCCAGCCACAGACACUUGCACUUUCCCUAGUCUCAACACUGGCUGCGAGGGUUGAGCUUGUAUGUACCACAAGUGAACAGCUCAGGAUGUAUAAGCAGAAUACUAGAACUUGUGUACUUUGACCUGUGCCCUGGGAUGCCCUGCUGGGGGCUGCUUCUCCCAUCCAGUGAGCUCAACAUGGAGUCUCAGUGUGGGUGUAAGGCUGUCACUGUUCAGUCAGCUGAGCAGGAAAGAAAGGCUGUUGCUACAGGUUGUCAGCAGGACAGCAGCAAGGAGCAAACCAGCCAUCAGAAAGGGGCUGUUCUUCAGAAUCGUAUUUUGCCUGUAGGUUAGGGAGGCUUGGGCUUUUUUUUUUUUUUUAACAACUAGAGGUGUCUGAUGUAGAGCUGCUCUCCUAUAGCUCACCAGUGGCUGCAGACUCAGUUUUUUUCCUUCUCCAAAAACAUAAAGUAGUGCUGUUCAUGAGAGGAAGAGCUGGGCCAAACACAGCAGCAUCUGCCUCAUUUGCUCUACUGCUCUGUAGGUGCAGAUGUUCACCCCUAAAUGUGCUAACAGUGACAGUCGUUCUGGCUGGUGUAGCAUUUUUAUUGUAGCUCCCUACAAGAGAUGGGGGAUGUGAGGGGUGCCUCUUUUUUUUGCCACAGAAAGGACUCUCCAUCCUUCAAAACUAUUUAGCAUUUAGACAAGGCAUUUGGAGAAGUCAGAGGAAGGGGAGGAAGCUAUGUAAGCAGUUAACUUUUUUGCAGCGAAGAGACUGCUGUGUUCUUCUGUCCUUGGUAUCUGUACUAGACAACAGGAUCCAGAGCUGCUGCUUGGUCAUUGCUCUUGCUCUGUCCUAGUUGUUGUAGCACCGUUCAGUUGAAUAAUGAAAGCAGCUAUGUAGGUAGGUUUAUUCCACACUUGCUCUGCAGCAACCCAAGAGUUUAUUUAGAUACUUUUCUAGAAUGCUAGUGACAAUCCUGGGGCUAAAUCUUACCAGCUGAAGAUCUGUAACACUGCCAUUUAGAAAUCCAGUGUGGCAGUUUGAAUUAGAAAAGGAGAACCGGGAGGAGUAUUAUUAAAUAAUUCCUGAACACAAGAAGCUCAGGAUUGGAAAUUCAGGGGGUUAGGAAAGCUAGCAGUAGUAACAGGCACUUAAUGUUUAAGUUCAUGUGCACAGAAUAGCAGAGAUACUCCGAACUGGCCAGGCCCUCGAGGCAACAGAACAACCAUCCUAAUGUGUUACCAUGUAAAAUAGCUGGGACUCAGAGUCAGGAAAGGGUGGAAGAAGAAAUAUUUAAUUAAAGAAUAGUGCCCCACAAGAUCAAAAAUAGGUCAUGAAUAAGCUCAGACUGGAAAUUAAGUUUCUAACCAGGACAGGAGCAAGGUCAUAGAAAAACCUUCCAAAUAGAUCAGGCAACAAACUUACAUUGUUUCAAGAUGGACUUAGAGAAGAUCAUGGAAGGGAGCAUAUGGCAGGACUUAGAAAUUAAGAGUCGUGAUACAGAACAUUUGUUCCUAUCUCCAGGCUGCUUGUAUGAAGUGUGAAGAACAGAUCAACAGAUCUGUGCCUCAGUGUAUCACUUUUGGGAGCUGAGAAGGAAUUUCCUUCCCACAGCAACCUUCCCUCGAUUCUUAACUUGGCAUCUGAUUUAUUUUUUAAUUUCCAUCCAAAAUGUUUAAGAACUGCUACAGUUAAAAAAAGCCAAACACACCCUGCCCCCAGACAGUACACUAGGGAACUUCACAUUAGAAAACCUGUUAGCUGCUUCACUCCUAUGUUCAGGGUUAAAUCAGCAAUUAGAUUCAAUAUAAAAACCUGGAGUUUUCCUUCAGGCCAAGUUGCUAGGGACCUCUAAAACACAAGGCUUGCACCCUUCCUUAAGUCAUCUUAUUUUCAUCUUAGUUACUGCAAUGGUAGGGAAUUAUGAAAAAAAUAUACCCCUUCUUCUGCUUUCUUCUCAAGAUGUAAGGUAGUUCUUGGUGAUUUUGGCCUCAUGCUAAAGAUCUUUGUUUGUCACACACUGUUAAAGGGCCUUUUGGGGGAAAUAGGUGUCAUACAGACCCUUUUAGAGAAUCAUCUGCUUAUAUUGGUGGCAGUUCCUGCACAUUUUUAAGUCAGUUAUUUUUCCAGGUUCUGAUUUUUAAUAUAUUAGAGUAGUUCUGUGGUGUAAAAGUUGUUUUAAAUGGUCACAGAGUGGCUUGUGUUCUCAAAGUAAGAAUGACUACUUCGUGUGAGAACAUUGCAACAGGAAGCAAACAAGGAACAAAAAAAUUCCAGCAGCUCCUUUUGCAAGUCCUUCAGUAAUGUAGCAGCAGCUCAUGGGAACCUAGAAAAAGAUAAAAAGCGACUAGAUUAAAUGGGUCAGAAGCCAAAUAUGAAGAAACACGCCAGCCUGCAGUGGGUGGACCAGACUCCUGAAAGAAGUUGGAAAGCUUCUGCCCUAUAGGUGUGGACAGAAAUCCCAAUCCCUUGGCACACCCUAGAAAAGCAUGAAAGUCCCAGGAAGGGUCAGUGCUGUACUGUGCCAGCCAGGUAUGAGUGUACAAACCUAGAGGAGAGAAAACACAGACUUGAAACAAGGGAAAAUAAUCUGCUAUAUCCAAAUUGACCGGAGAAGCAAGAGCAAUGCCCUAACUUCAGAGCUUCAAACUACAGGACAGCAAGAGGUGACAAAAGAUAGGAAAGGGAUAAACUGGAAGCUUUAUGCCAGCCUCCUUGAAGUAAUAGAAGGGUGUAACUGAAUUAAACAAAGAGUAGUUAAGAAAUUAAGUACCACUGCCUGUCCUGUAAUACUAACUCUGUUUCCCUUGCACCAUGUUCCUUUGGCUGUGUUUAGUGGACCCUAAAAGUCAGCAGAGUGCAAAUGGUGACUGGGGUAGACACACACAGGAAAGCUUUUGAUACUGUAAAAUAAAUCCAUAUGUUGGGGACUUCUCUUAAGUGACAGGCAAAUGGCUAACACACGAUCGAAACUGUAGAUUAAACAAAAUUUACUGAAA